This is a messenger RNA of Amphiprion ocellaris (clown anemonefish), 920 nucleotides long. RefSeq names its product NACHT, LRR and PYD domains-containing protein 14-like. The record is from RefSeq and is a predicted model, not a curated record. Gene Ontology annotation, molecular function: protein binding. NCBI's taxonomy places the organism in Eukaryota, Metazoa, Chordata, Actinopteri, Pomacentridae. The transcript is spliced from 3 exons. Bases 188 to 616 code for a protein of 142 amino acids.
CACCAAAAAAUGUUCAAAGAUUUCCUGAAAAUGUUGAAAAUGUGGACAUCAGAAGUUUCACUGUGGAAAUAUAUAUUUAAUAAAUGUUCAGUGAUGGAGGUGAAGCAGACGUCAUCAUCUUCCCCAACUUUACUGUUCUCUGAGCUCAACAUUUAAAAUAGUGGACAGGAACGUGUUUUUCUUAAUUAUGCUUGAAAUAAACAUACAGUGUCCUCUCUCAUAUCAUGUUUUGUCCAACAUGCGUCAUCUCAGACUUUGGCACUGUGGACUCGCAGACAGUCACUGUGAAGUCGUAGCCUCAGCUCUGAAGUCCAACUCCUCCCUUCUGACAGAACUGGACCUGAGUGACAACCAGCUGCAGGAUCCAGGAGUGAAACAUUUGUCUGACGCACUGAAGAGUCCAAACUGUAAACUGGAGACUCUGAGGUUGAGCGACUGCAGUUUGUCAGAGAUCAGCUGUGAUUCUCUGGUCUCAGCUCUGAAGUCCAACCCCUCCCAUCUGGAACAUCUGGACCUGAGAGGAAGCAAACUGCAGGAUACAGAUGUGAAGCAGCUAUAUGGUUUUCUGGAGAAUCCAGACUGCAGCCUGAAAACUCUGAGCUGGAUGUCAUGGUGAUGAUCAGGACAGUGUGUGCUGAGAGGAUGAAGUGUGUCCUGAAGAUCCAGACAUGGACUAAGAUGUGAAGAAUUACCAGCCUUGUGUCAUAAUUGAGCAGAUAAAUAACUUGAAUAAUAGCAGGGAGAGUUUGACUGUAUUUCUCCACAGUGCUGAUUUACUGCUUCAACAGACCGACUUGGAUGAAGAGAAUCUGUUGAUGAAAGAUUGAAGUCCUUCAGCAGGAUUUACUGACUUGACAUUUCAACAACAGUCACUUUUAAUACACUUAAUAAAGUUGGUUUGUUUGUUCCCACAGAGUGAA